AUGACACGAAUUAAGAGAGUCAUUCUUGCUUGGAUGUUGCCCAGCUUAACAAGGUUCAUGCCAGAUGUUGGGGAACAAUUUGAUGAUAAGUCAGCUACUGGAACAAACCUACAUGUACGAGACGAGAACCUGGAACUGAUGGAAUGCUGUUACAGAAGUAGAUCUAAUGAGAGGGGAUAUGUGAAACACAUGAGGGAACUAUGGAUCAACAGAAGACUUACAUCCCCACUAACUGAGGAACAGUUAGUUACCCAACACUUCAAUAUAGUGAAGAGGAAGCUGAUCUCACAACUCUCUAACUUUCCAGUUAGAGAGAUGCAUCAUGAAAAUGCAUCCCAGCUGCUUCCCAAGGCUAUCAAGAGGCAGGCCAAUUUUCAAGGAGAAAAUAAGUAUAAUACAAAUGCAAGUUUACAAGGAUAUAGAAAACAGACAGUAAAGGAUGAAUCAUCCAUGUUCUUCCAGUUUGGCCCAUCGAUAGAACAACAAGCUUCUGUUAUGCUCAACAUCAUGGAAGAGUAUGACUGGUACAUCUUCUCCAUUGUCACUACUUACUUUCCUGGCUACCAGGAUUUUGUCAACAAGAUCCGCAGCACUAUUGAGAACAGCUUUGUGGGCUGGGAGCUAGAAGAGGUACUUUUGCUGGACAUGUCUCUGGAUGAUGGAGAUUCAAAGAUCCAGAAUCAGCUCAAGAAACUCCAGAGUCCUGUCAUCUUACUUUACUGUACUAAGGAAGAGGCCACCUAUAUCUUUGAGGUGGCUAACUCCGUUGGUCUGACUGGGUAUGAUUAUACAUGGAUUGUGCCCAGUUUGGUGGCUGGAGAUACAGACACAGUCCCCUCUGAAUUUCCCACUGGACUCAUCUCUGUGUCAUAUGAUGAGUGGGACUAUGGUCUUCGUGACAGAGUGAAAGAUGGAAUAGCCAUAAUAACCACGGCCGCCUCUGAUAUGCUAUCUGAGCAUAGCUUUAUUCCUGAGCCCAAGAGUAGCUGCUACAAUACACAAGACAAGAGGAUCUACCAAUCUAACAUGUUAAAUAGAUACCUGAUUAAUGUCACCUUUGAAGGAAGGAAUUUGUCAUUCAGUGAAGAUGGCUAUCAGAUGCACCCUAAACUGGUUAUCAUCCUUCUGACCAAGACGAGAACAUGGGAUAGGGUGGGAUGGUGGAAGGACAAACGCCUUAAGAUGAAAUAUUAUGUGUGGCCACGUUCUGAGCUAUACCCUAACUGUGAGGAACGUGAGGAUGACCAUCUUAGCAUAGUGACCCUUGAAGAAGCACCUUUUGUUAUUGUGGAAAAUGUGGACCCACUAAGUGGUACUUGUAUGAGGAACACUGUCCCAUGCCAAAAGCGAAUUGUAUCAGAAAACAAAACAGAUGAGGAGACCGCCUAUAUCAAGAAAUGUUGCAAAGGGUUUUGUAUUGAUAUUCUUAAGAAAAUUUCCAAGUUUGUGAAGUUCACCUAUGAUCUUUACUUGGUAACCAAUGGUAAACAUGGAAAGAAGGUCAAUGGAACAUGGAAUGGAAUGAUUGGUGAGGUGGUUGCCAAACGUGCCUACAUGGCUGUGGGAUCCCUCACCAUAAAUGCAGAGCGUUCGGAAGUGGUAGAUUUUUCUGUUCCCUUCAUUGAGACAGGAAUAAGUGUAAUGGUGUCACGAAGCAAUGGGACAGUCUCGCCUUCUGCCUUCUUAGAGCCAUUCAGUGCUGAUGUGUGGGUGAUGAUGUUUGUUAUGCUGCUUAUAAUCUCUGCGGUGGCUGUCUUUGUCUUUGAGUACUUCAGCCCUGUGGGAUACAAUCGGUGUCUGGCUGAUGGCAGAGAGCCUGGUGGUCCAUCUUUCACAAUUGGUAAAGCUAUCUGGCUACUGUGGGGCCUUGUGUUCAACAACUCUGUGCCAGUGCAGAAUCCCAAAGGGACUACAAGCAAGAUCAUGGUAUCAGUAUGGGCCUUCUUUGCUGUCAUCUUUCUGGCCAGUUAUACUGCCAAUUUGGCUGCCUUUAUGAUCCAAGAAGAAUAUGUGGACCAGGUGUCUGGACUGAGCGACAGAAAGUUCCAAAAUCCAAAUGCUUUCUCACCACCUUUCCGCUUUGGAACAGUUCCCAAUGGCAGUACGGAGAGGAAUAUUCGCAACAAUUAUGAACUGAUGCAUGCCUAUAUGGUGAAGUUCAACCAAAGAUCGGUGCAAGAUGCUUUAUCAUCACUGAAGACAGGGAAACUGGAUGCUUUUAUUUAUGAUGCUGCUGUACUAAACUAUAUGGCUGGCAGAGAUGAAGGCUGUAAGCUAGUGACAAUUGGCAGUGGAAAGGUCUUUGCUUCUACUGGCUACGGCAUUGCCAUCCAGAAGAAUUCUGGCUGGAAGCGGCAAGUGGAUCUUGCAAUUUUACAGCUUUUUGGCGAUGGGGAGAUGGAGGAACUGGAAGCUCUCUGGCUCACUGGGAUUUGCCACAAUGAGAAGAAUGAGGUAAUGAGCAGUCAGCUGGAUAUAGACAACAUGGCAGGAGUCUUCUAUAUGUUGGGAGCAGCCAUGGCCCUCAGCCUCAUCACCUUCAUCUGUGAACAUCUCUUUUAUUGGCAAUUUCGCCAUUGCUUCAUGGGGGUCUGUUCUGGCAAGCCUGGUGUUGUCUUCUCCAUUAGCAGG
Molecule: messenger RNA, 2631 nt
Organism: Python bivittatus (Burmese python)
Lineage: Eukaryota; Metazoa; Chordata; Lepidosauria; Squamata; Pythonidae
Source: RefSeq, a predicted model, not a curated record